Molecule: messenger RNA, 3023 nt
Organism: Abrus precatorius (Indian licorice)
Lineage: Eukaryota; Viridiplantae; Streptophyta; Magnoliopsida; Fabales; Fabaceae
Product: isocitrate dehydrogenase [NADP]-like
Exons: 15
Coding region: 194-1444 (416 amino acids)
Biological process (GO): isocitrate metabolic process
Cellular component (GO): mitochondrion
Molecular function (GO): NAD binding; magnesium ion binding; isocitrate dehydrogenase (NADP+) activity
Source: RefSeq, a predicted model, not a curated record
GAUGGUUCAAUAGCAUAAACCAUAAAAGAUAGUUGGUGUAGGCGUAGAUAACUAAGUUCACUGACACUGAAUUGAGAAUCCAACGUUGUUUGAUUCCACAGCACAACUCACCUCUUUCAAGUGUGCGUUUGUUGAAAUUGUUCGUUCUGCUCCGAGUUCCCACUUUCACCUCAAUCAACAAACAUACAACAAAAUGCAAUUUCAGAAGAUAAGGGUUGACAACCCCAUCGUCGAAAUGGAUGGAGAUGAAAUGACGCGAGUGAUAUGGAAAUUGAUAAAAGAUAAGCUUAUUUUCCCUUAUUUGGAGCUGGAUAUUAAGUAUUUUGACCUUGGCCUUCCUCAUCGGGAUGCCACUAAUGAUAGAGUUACCAUUGAGAGUGCUGAAGCUACACUCAAAUAUAAUGUAGCUAUCAAAUGUGCAACUAUAACUCCAGAUGAAGCUCGUGUCAAGGAGUUUAACUUAAAACAAAUGUGGAAAAGUCCAAAUGGGACAAUCCGGAACAUUUUAAAUGGUACAGUUUUUAGAGAGCCAAUUAUCUGUAAAAACAUUCCUCGUCUGGUUUCAGGCUGGACAAAGCCAAUAUGCAUUGGAAGACAUGCUUUUGGAGAUCAAUAUCGGGCAACUGAUACCAUUAUAAACGGCCCAGGAAAACUAAAAUUGGUGUUUGCACCCAGUGGAAAUGAAGAAACUAAAGAUCUAGAGGUCUAUAACUUUACCGGUGUUGGAGGCAUAGCUUUGUCCAUGUAUAAUACUGACGAGUCCAUUAGAGCUUUUGCUGAAGCUUCGAUGAACAUUGCUCACCAGAAAAGAUGGCCUCUCUAUCUUAGCACUAAAAAUACCAUUCUAAAGAAAUAUGAUGGAAGAUUUAAGGACAUUUUCCAGGAAGUUUUUGACAGUCAAUGGAGCCACAAAUUUAAAGCUGCAGGAAUAUGGUAUGAACACCGUCUUAUAGAUGAUAUGGUUGCUUAUGCUCUCAAAAGUGAUGGAGGUUAUGUAUGGGCCUGUAAGAAUUACGAUGGGGAUGUGCAGAGUGAUUUCUUAGCACAAGGAUUUGGUUCUCUUGGCUUGAUGACAUCAGUACUGGUUUGCCCGGAUGGGAAAACCAUUGAAGCAGAAGCAGCCCAUGGCACUGUUACCCGUCAUUAUCGGGUUCAUCAGAAGGGAGGUGAAACCAGUACAAACAGUAUUGCUUCAAUUUUUGCCUGGUCACGAGGUCUUGCACAUCGGGCAAAGCUAGAUGGAAAUGCUAAAUUGUUGGACUUCACGGAGAAACUUGAAGCAGCUUGCAUUGGAACAGUUGAAUUGGGAAAGAUGACAAAGGAUCUUGCGCUUCUUGUUCAUGGACCUAAGGUUUCUAGGUCCCAGUAUUUGAAUACUGAAGAUUUCAUUGAUGCUGUUGCCGAGGAGCUGAGAAGAAGAUUAUCUUCACAGUCAAAGCUGUGAAGAUCAAGAUGAAAUUCUCCAAUAAAUGUUCUUCAGUUCUUUCAUAUUUCUUUUUCUUUCUUGGAGGGGAAUUCUAUUGCUUCUUAGUUUCAUAUACUUGAUCAUCAAAAUUGGGACACAGAAGGGGAAAAUGUUGGGGGGGGGGGGGAGGGGGCCUCACUGUUAACACUUUUAAUUGCAUUUUGCUUCAGCUAUUAGAAUUCAUCAUCUGAAGAACGCAUGCCGUGUACUACAAGCUCCAUACUGGUAAUUAUGAAAGGCUGAAUAAUAUUUUUUUCAUUAUCAAAACAUAUUCUUAAACUGAAUUUUGCAAACAAUAGUGCUACUUUGGUUGUCCUUACAACAGCAUUAAAGACAUUGUAAGAAAAACAUGGGAAAAAAGAAUGUUCUUUCAACAAAUUUAUGUUUACAAUGUAUAUUUCUCAGGGAUGUAUCCAAUUUUCUUUUGGGAAAGAAGUGACACUUUGUACAGUAUAUUCUUUUUAAGGAAGUAUAAUUUUACCUGAAAUAUAAGGGAUUCUUGCUGCUAAAAAUACUCAAAGUCUACGUAAGAAUCAGAAGAUUUUUUGGUGUUUUUAUCAUUAGCAAUAUCUGCCAUCUUCUUGUCAACUGGGGGUGCUGUGUCUUUGCUAGCAUACUUGGAAAAGUCUAUGGCAUCUGGUAUAUGAGGAGGUGUGGCACUUCUGACAAGAGCCCAAUUCACACCCUCGAAAAAUGGAUGUUGUUUUAUCUCUGUAGCUCCUCUUUUGUAUGCAAUUCUCUUCUGAGGCUCUUUCACCAACAACCCUCUAAUGAGAUCACGAGCCACAGAACUUACCUGUGGAGUUUCUGGGAACCUCAGUGGUUGUCCAACAACAUUGAAAAGUGUGGCUUUAUAUCCAGCACCCUUAAAAGGGGUUGUUCCAUGCAACAGCUCAUACAAGAAGAUACCAAAAGUCCACCAAUCCACUGCACUACCAUGACCCUCUCCUUUGAUGAUCUCAGGAGCAAGAUAUUCAUGUGUUCCUACAAAUGACAUUGAACGCACAUUGGUUGGUUCUGCCAUCAGUUCAGGAAGCCUUCCUCCACCAACCAAUAGGCCAAAGUCUGAUUUUGCCUUGCGGUUCUUCUUUGAAGGCAAAAUGCGUGGGAAAAAACUUGAUGGUUGAGCACUACUUUGCACUGAUUGGUCAUCACCUAACAUGCCUCCAGAAUCACCACCACCACCACUAUUACUUGCAUGAGCUGAUGAAGACUUGACUAGUGUAGGACUCACAGAACAGCGAAGGGACAAGUCAAAAUCUGAGAGCAUGAUGUGCCCUUCAUCUCUCACCAAAAGAUUCUCCGGCUUCAAGUCUCUGUAUACAAUGCCAAGCAUGUGUAGGUAUUCCAGAGCUAACAAUACCUCUGAAGCAUAAAACCUGUCACAAGAAAUUUGAGCAUGAACUUCUUAAGUUGAUCUAGAAAUUGUUAUCGGAAAGGUGAAAUCGAAGGGUGAACAGGAGUCAUAAAAGUAGGGGAAAAAAUGAGUCACUGUUUAUAGGAGGAAUUGGCAAAGGAUAAUGCAUGGAGCAAUGAUUAUAGGAGCAAUUAUUUGUGG